AUGACAACCCAAAACAAGCAUCCCCUCCCCACUCCACCCUUCUACCCCAUCCCCAACAUCAACAACCUCCGCGACGCAGCUCUACAUCCGCUGCCCACCCCCCAUGGCAAGCUACGUCCCGGCCUCCUCUUCCGCAGCGCCGACGUAAGCAAGCUCGACCUCUCAGGCUGGCAAGCCCUGCACGCCCUAGGCAUCGCGCACGUCUUCGACCUACGCAGCAAGCCCGAAGUAGAGCGCGGACAAGCCAGCAGCGGCACGCAACCAGAGUGGCAAGCAGCGAUGGAGAAAGCAGACGUGCAGCGCACCUGGGUGCCCGUGUUCAGCGAACAGGACUACUCGCCCGAAGGCCUCGCGGGGCGGUACGCAAAGUACAUGGCCUCGUCUGUGCAAGGCUUCGUGGCGGCGUAUCGCGAUAUCCUGCGGAGUGGGGGGGAUGCGUAUCGUACCAUCUUCCUGUACCUUGCCAAUCUGCCCGUGUCGGCUGCUCACGGCGCAAACGACACGCCACCGCGCGCCGCGCUCAUCCACUGCACAGCGGGCAAAGACCGGACGGGGGUUUUCUUCGGUGUUCUGUUCGACUUCCUCGGCGUGGAGCGCGGCGCUAUCGCGGAAGAGUACAAUCUGACCGAGCUCGGAUUGCAGGACGUUCGUGAAGACGUAGUUGGGCGCCUUCUCCAGUCGCCGGGGUUCAGAAAGUACAUGCUGAGUCUGAUGACGGGGGAGGAGUUGAGCAAGGAAGAACUAGCCAAACUGAUUGAGAAGGGGGAUGCACAGGUGGAAGAGGAGUUGGCGGUUUCACCAGAGGUGCGCGAGGAAGGAAGACAGGCGGCGCUGAGGAUGAUCGGGGCACGCAAGGAGAGUAUGCUCGCGACGCUGGACAUGGUGGAUCGCGAGUUUGGUGGGUCCGAGAAGUAUAUGAGAACGGUGUGCGGGCUGAACGACGAUGAUCUGGAGAAGCUACAGAGAGUACUGGUUAUCAAGAAGUGA
Ascochyta rabiei is the source of this 987-nucleotide messenger RNA. RefSeq lists its product as uncharacterized. Gene Ontology annotation, molecular function: phosphoprotein phosphatase activity. The record is from RefSeq and is a predicted model, not a curated record. NCBI's taxonomy places the organism in Eukaryota, Fungi, Ascomycota, Dothideomycetes, Pleosporales, Didymellaceae. The transcript has a single exon. Gene Ontology annotation, biological process: dephosphorylation. The coding region runs from base 1 to 987 and encodes 328 amino acids.